Molecule: messenger RNA, 4940 nt
Organism: Ictalurus furcatus (blue catfish)
Lineage: Eukaryota; Metazoa; Chordata; Actinopteri; Siluriformes; Ictaluridae
Gene: phc3b
Product: polyhomeotic-like protein 3
Exons: 14
Coding region: 1048-3831 (927 amino acids)
Cellular component (GO): PRC1 complex
Molecular function (GO): protein binding
Source: RefSeq, a predicted model, not a curated record
AGCAGAUGAGAGAGUGCGGUGUGUUUUAGAGCCGCUCCGGAGCCAGGGUUAGAGGGAGGAGCGAGUCUGAAUUAAAACGCUAUAACGCGUCAUGCAUCUCUUCCGCUUUUCUGUUUUGUGCAUUCCGUGCGCAAAGUUGCGGCGAUUUGACCUGCGUGAUGGUGAUGAUGAUGAUGAUGAUGUUGAUGAUGGUGAUGAUGAUGAUUGUAAUGCGCGCUUUCAGGUUUUUGUAGUAAAUGAUUUGUGUUGUUUCUCUGUGGCGCCGCGAAUUGAGGAAGUGCAGCGCGGAGACACACACACACACUCACACACACACACACGCCCAUUUUCAUUUCGUACACAAAACCCACAAAAAAAUAACGAUCGCUGUCAGUUUGAUGCGCGCACGUGACUUUACAAUCAUCACACACCCUCGCGCAGACCUGAAGAUCACAGCGGAGUUUAAUUUCUUUCUUUCUGUAAAUAAUGUAUUCAGAAAUGGCGUUCUCCGUGUCAGAUAUGCAGGGCCUGUGCAGGACUGACCGGUGCACCGCGUGCGUAAACAUGUCAUACACACACACACACACACGCACGCACGCACACAUACACACACGCACACACACAGCUGCGCGCGCGUAACACACUGAUCUGUGUGCGUGAGAAAUUCGGUGCGUCCUGCUGUCCGUCUCCGUGCACACGUCUCACAUCAUCACAGCAUGCAGCCUGGAGUUAGCAUAGAGCUAAGCAUGCUAAGCAACAACACUGAGGCAGCUGUGCGCCGUUAUAACGCUUUAAACCGCAGCAGAAAUCAACCGGAAAUCAAAUUAAUUCAUUCCAAUGGAAUCUUUAUUAAACAACCUAGAUGUUUAUUCCACAGAUUUCCCCACAGUCGCUCUGCGCGGAGGUUCUGCAUCUUUGGGGGGAAACAACGGGUUCUUCUGGCUUCUCUGUUGUCUGGUUCUUCAUUAAAGCUUUAAAGAUUCCAGAACAACAAACCAGAGACAAGAGAACACUUUAGAGUGCAGAACAGAACCUCUGCUGCUUCUUGUAGUCUGACAGCGCGGCGCAAUGGACAAAGAGCCCCAAACGAAAGCAGAUCAGACGAAAAGUCCAACCACCUCCACGACGACCUCCACCUCCACCCCGACCUCCACGAGCACUGCCACCUCCGCUGUGAGCCCUCCACAGCCUCCCAAUGGCACGGCAAAGAGCAGCUCUGCUCUCACGGCGGUCACCACCUUCCACAGCCAGCCUCCACCUUCAGACAGAAAAGUUGCUCAGGUCAAUCUGUUUGGGGAUAGACUGGCGCCUGCUUUCUCUACCGCUGUUUCGUCCCAGCAGACUCACAAAACAGUGUCAGUUUCCAGCAUGCCCGGGACAGCCGCCCUCGUCCGAGCUAGCCAGAGCUCCAACCCCACCAGCGCCAACCACAAGAUCUCACCCCAGGCCCUGCUCGUAGGAAAGAGUCCUACCAGCCAGACCCAAAUGCUCCUGAGGGCUCAGAUGCUGAUUCUAACGUCCACAGUGCGACCUGAUGCCCCUGUCCUCUCCUCCUCUUCCUCCUCCUCUCCCUCUUCCUCUUCACCUCGAUUCCCUUCUUCACAGCUCCAGAGUUUGACACUCCGCCCACCUCCACCUGGUACACUGACCAUCCCACCGAACCUGCCCCUAAAAUCCGCCUCCCCCUGCCCACCCCCGGCCCUGACCCGUGCCCGAGUGCCCACCCUGACUCCGAGACCCAGCCCACCACCGUGCAGCCCUGUGAAGGACAUGCCCACAAAGACAGAGUGUGACACCUCACCACCACCCUCAGCCCCGCCCAAAGCUCCGCCUGUACGCCAUCUUACAGUGCCGCCUCCAUCUCUUUAUGCUCCAGCUCAGUCUCAUGCGCUGGCCAAGCAGAAGUUAAGCAGCAGCAGCCUGAAGAGACCUCACAGUCAGAUCAGCAUUCCGCAGCAUCCGUUCCCUUCGAGGCAUCCACACCCCAAUUCCUCUCCGGUCGUACCAAAGAAACCUCUUCCCGAGCUGAAGCGCUGUCCGUCCACCCAGGCGUCACCGAGUGGCUUGAGCCAGACUUCUGCUGUGCCCAUCACCGUGCCCAAUCUCAGCCGAUCCCACCUGACUCCGCCCACCUUGACCCUACCGUUGACCCCCACCUCCUCCGGAGGCUCCUUACUGGCCACUAAACAGCUCCUGAGGAUUGCCCUGUCCUCCGCCUCUGCAUCCGCCUCCACCCAGUGCACCAACGGCCAGCCGAAGUCCUCCACCGUGUCCCCGUCUCACGAUCUCGUCCAGCCGAAGCCUCAGCUCUCCCCUGCGUCGGCUAAACCAGAGUGUCCAAUCCCAUCACCACAGAACUCCAACACCUGCCCCCAGCUGGUGCAGCUGUCACCCUCCAGACAGACCUGGACGUCUCCACAAAGAGCUUCUCCUCCAUCUCCGGUCCUCCCAGUCGUCUCCACCAGCUCCACCUCCUCCCCCGCGCCUCCACAGUCCCCUCUCACCUCCAUCACACACACCACAGACACGACCAAGGAGCUGAAAAGUCUAAAGCCGAAGAUGAAGCCGGGAAACAGCACCGAGGAAAUUCCGCAGGAUCUCAAACUUCCAUCAUCACAAACAAAAAGUGUGGAAGGAAACCAAACAUCCCAGAGCACCAGCGCGGAACCACAGCCUUCAGGAACCGUGGACAAGACUACAGUGUGUAAACGGCCGGCGGUGUGUACAGAAGUGCCGAGGUCUCAGAAGACGCCGUCUGUCUCUGUAGCAUCGACUGCUGGACGAGAAGACGUCUGCGAGGAAACGUCCACUCGUGCAGACAGUCACUCAGCCAUCUCCAGCCUGUCCUUGGAUCUGUCCCCAGUCCUGUCCUCCAUGAUACGACCCUCAGUCGUUUCCCCCGCCGGCCGCAACUCUCCCGCCAAGUUCCCGGCUGUUUCAGAGAGAGCACCCGCUCAGCAGCCGUCCUCCAGCCACACGGGACCGACAGAACCCACCAAACCGCUUGUCCUCACUCACCUGGUGGACGGCUUCAUCAUUCAGGAAGGACUGGAACCAUUCCCGGUGAACAGGUCGUCUCUGAUGGUGGGUCCAAACUGUGGUUCGGGAUUGAACGGGGCGAAUGGACCGGACAUCUUUAACGCCACCUCAGAAUCCCCCGACAACUCGACCGACUCCGACGACGAGAUUUCCAUCACAAACAACGGUGUCGGUGUUGGACACAGACUCGUGCUGCAGUGUCACUUCUGUAAGAGGAAAGGAACAGCACAAACCUUCAACCGCUCCAAACGCUUCUGCUCCAAAUCCUGCGCCAAGAGAUUCAGCUACACUAAACGUUUCCGAGCCCUGAGACGCUGCGUGAGUGAAGGAGGACAUCGAUCCGAAUUUAAUGGAGCAGAGGACGAGAUCGAGGAGGAAAGUUUCCAACAGGUGAAACAUGGCACCACGGAGCAGUGGAGGAUUCUCCAGCGCCCCCCGCAGGAGGGAGAAGACGAGACGGCCGCUCCGAUGAAGACGAGGCUGCGCAGGCACACGGAGCAGAACGUGCGAGAGAGAGAAACCAGGACCAGCGAGACCAAAAGCGCUCCGACUUCACCUCUGGAUGUGGUUUCACCCACAGACCUUACUUCACACUCCAAACCUGCGCAGUGGACUGUAGACCAAGUGUGGAGCUUCAUUUCCAAUCUACCAGGGUGUCAGGACAUCGCUGAAUCGUUUCGAGCGCAGGAGAUUGAUGGACAGGCCCUGCUGCUGCUCACUGAAGACCACCUGAUGAGCGCCAUGAAUGUCAAACUGGGACCAGCGCUCAAAAUCUGCGCCCGAAUCAACUCUCUGAAAGAAGGAGGGAGGUAAAGAGACAAAACCAGACAGAGAGAGGGAGAGUGAGAGACAGACAGACAGGUUUGAGACUCAUGGACGUUCAGAGCACUUGCCAAUAGAAUAGAGCCAUUCUGUGCACUUUAAUCUUUAAAGAGAUUCACGCGGUGAAGUCAACGUGUCGAGGUAAUGUGUGUAUUUUUGCUUGAACUGAUUUAGACUAACAUUACAGUAGCCUUCCGUAACCUUUAGCCUCUGUCUGAAAGCAUGAUAGCAAUAUAAUGGUCCCCUUAAUUUCCGUGAACAUAAUAUGAGAUCUAUAUUCAGUCCUAGUAUGAGGGAAAUGUUUGUGUCUGCUUCUUUUUUGUAGCCGAUUGGAUCGAAAUCAUAAUCAGGGUUUGUCGAGUUUCUAUUUUUCACUAAAAGGUGACGCUUCCUGUGUCUGUGAAGGAAUUAGAAAAGAAUGGAAGUGCUAUUAUUGUGCGCAUGUCCCUCCCCUUCCUGUUGUAGAUAUUUUCUUAUUGUACUGUAUAUGUGUACAUGUAUAACGAUGCAGUGCUCUGUGUGUAUAAAUCUAUACAAAAUGUUUUGUGAAGGAUUUGUAAUAUUUAAUAUAUUUGUCUUCUAAGGCUCUAGGAAAUACAAAUGCAAGCGAUUUGAGAUUUUUAAGCAUUUUUAAAAAAUAAAAAAAACGAUGUUUGACAUGCUGAUAAGAUUAUGUAGGCUAAAUGAAAUGAAAUGAAAUUUUAUCAGAGCAUCUUCACGCCGGUGGAAGCGUUGAACCCAAACAUGUCGCAGUACACAGGUACUUAAACACGCAGUCACGCCUAAUUAAGGUACAGAGAAGGUGGUGCCUUUUCCUGACAUGGAGACCUUAUAAAACUGCUGUAGACAUUGUACUAUAAUCUCGUGUCAUCCAAGUGUUGUCUGUCACAGUUACAUGACCUUUCUUGUGCCAUUUUUGAUUAUUUAAUUAAACAAACUACAUUUUGUUACUGAACCCGUGCAGUUAUUUUACUGUUUUCGUGUGUUUGUCUCCUUGCAAAUGCACAAAACUUUGUUCUAAAUGAAUCAACUUUCAGGUUUUUUAUAUUAUAUUAUAUUUUAAAUUUGCUCCAUUACCUUCUCUGGAGUGUUUUUAUUUC